Trypanosoma rangeli is the source of this 684-nucleotide messenger RNA. RefSeq names its product putative ras-related protein rab-5. The transcript has a single exon. The record is from RefSeq and is a predicted model, not a curated record. NCBI's taxonomy places the organism in Eukaryota, Euglenozoa, Kinetoplastea, Trypanosomatida, Trypanosomatidae. Gene Ontology annotation, molecular function: GTP binding; GTPase activity. The coding region runs from base 1 to 684 and encodes 227 amino acids. Gene Ontology annotation, cellular component: endosome.
AUGACGACAACGACAAAGCUACCUCCAGAGGGCGAUACGGUGACUGCCAAGAUUGUUCUCCUUGGCGAAUCUUCCGUGGGCAAGAGCUCCAUCGCCUUGCGCUUUGCCCGUAACGAGUUCUAUCCCAAUCAAGAGACUACUGUUGGCGCGGCUUUUCUUCCGAGAACGGUGACCGUGCCAACUUCAUCCUCCUCUUCUGCGCCUGACUCGACGGCUGGUACAUCCGUGAAGUAUGAGAUUUGGGACACGGCAGGGCAGGAGCGGUAUCGCUCCCUUGCACCCAUUUAUUACCGUGGUGCUUGUGGCGCGUUGGUUGUCUAUGAUAUCACAAGCGUGAAUAGCCUCAAGAAGGCCCAGACGUGGCUACGUGAGCUGCGCGCUAAUUCGGACCCGACCCUUGUCAUCUUUCUGCUGGGGAACAAGAAGGACCUGGAGUCGCUUCGGCAGGUCUCCUUUGAAGAAGGAGAAACACUUGCGCGGGAGGAAGGUGUGAAUGGCUUCUUCGAAACAUCCGCCAAGGAGAACGAGAAUGUAGAGGAUGUAUUUGUCAAACUUGCGCAGACGCUGCUUGAACAUGGCUUGGCGAAGUCAUCCUCGGCUGGCGGAGUCGUGGGAGCACGUGGGGUUAGGCGCUUAGAGCCCCCUUCACGUUCCCCGAGGUCAGGGAACGGCUGCUUUUGCUGA